Molecule: messenger RNA, 7211 nt
Organism: Paramuricea clavata
Lineage: Eukaryota; Metazoa; Cnidaria; Anthozoa; Malacalcyonacea; Plexauridae
Source: the annotation of a GenBank genome assembly
AUGAUCAAUAUUGCCAGUGGAAACGUCGCUACUGCAGAUGUCUCUAGAGACAUGAACUGUGCAAAGGACAUUGGAGAACAGAAAUGUAAAACUUUUAUAUCAGAGCAAUUACUUAGUGAAGAACCAGAUCUGUUUGCCACAAUUAAAGCUACCAAACUAAGCACGUUUUCAACAAUGGAUAAGAAGGCAAAGGUGAAAACUAGUAAAGGACAAAUUGUCGAGCUGAAAAACGACUUGAAAUUUAUCUCCAGAUUGCUUGCUGUAGGCAAAGCAAGAGAUGUUGACAUGAAAGAGGUUCUCCCCUACAGUCUUAGGAAAUUCCCGUCCCCAUUAUCAACUGUUGAUGGACAGCUAGUGAAGACACCCAAAGCAAAGUUAUUGCAUAUCCUAGAAGGUUGUGUAGAAGACUCAGCAAUUGAUCAGUUGCCACCUAAUAAUGCCUUAAUACUGGAUGGCAUGGCACUAAUUCAGACGAUUAAACGCAUCCCUGAAACCUUUGGGGCUUUGGUGAAAGUCAUAAUUAAUCGUAUUUUGUCAUCAGCAGCGAGUUCAAAGUCAACAAGGGUUGAUUUCGUGUGUGACACAUAUCCUGAUGUAAGCAUCAAGAACCUGGAAAGGAGUAAGCAUGCGGAAACAGGAUCGAUGAUGAUUAUGAUUCUAGGUCCACAACAGAAAGUGCCCAGACAAUUCAAGAAGUUCCUGUCUCUUGGAAAGAAUAAAGAAGCAUUGAUUGAAUUUAUUUUCCAGCAUAUGAAAGCUGUCGAAGGAUUGUCAACUGCACGCGGAAAUAUGGAACUAUUUGUAAGUCAUGGGAAGCUGUGCCAUCAAGUCAGUACAACCAGCCAAGGUGAAAUUCUGAUCGAAGAAUGCGCUGAACUAUAUGCACGACUACUUCUUCACGCAAAACGCGUCGCUGCAGUUCAUGAUCAUGUUAUCAUACGCAGUCCUGAUACUGAUGUUUUUAUCAUAAUGUUAGGUCAUAAACCAGCAAUACCAGCAGCGAUGUAUUUUGACACUGGAGUUGGAAAUCAGAGAAGAAUUUUAGAUCUAAGUAGAAUACAUGAAACGCUUGGUGCUGAUCUCUGUGAUGCUCUGAUUGGUUUCAUGCAUUUACAGGUACAGGAUGUACUGUACAAUAAUAUUUAUCCUUAUAACUGUUAUCUUAUAACUGAUAACAAGAGGUGUAGGGGUUAUUAAGUGCCAAUAUUGUGUUUAUGGAUUUCUCGUGUCCCGACAGGGCCAUUAGUAACUAUAUGUUUUAAUUGUUAACUCAUUAACGUGCAAGCUGUUACAAUGUUUCUACCCCCCUAACGUCCAAGCAAUAUGGCGAAUACGUGACUGAAUUCAAGAGCUUUCACCAAAAUGGCAAUAUCUCAGAAACAGUUGCAUGAAUAAAUCUGGUCUUUUCAACCAAAUAUUAUUAAUAUAUGAUUGACCAAAUUUAGUUUAAAUGAACUUGCAUACCUAUAUAUAUCAUUAGUUUUUUCAAUGAGAAUUUUUAUUUGUAAACCAGUGACACUAUUUUUUUCAUGUCACUCAUCACCUAAAGGGGCAAUAUCUCCAUAUAUUUAUAUAAAAACCAAAAAAAAAAAAAUUUACUAAAUUAGUACAUAUCUAUAUUAUAACCAAUUUUCAUCUAUUGGGAUAUGAAUUAGAAAAUGAUCAAAAAUUAUAAAAAUACUCCUUUGCUUUUUUGGGCAAGAUGUUUACAACAUGAAAUUUAGAACAGUAACUAAGUGUUAAAAUUCAACAAAGUGUGCAAGCCAAAACACAGUGCUUGUACAUCUUUGGAGUUUUUAAUUACCCCAAAUAUAUUUAAAAGGACAUACGGUACUAGAAUCUAUUUGUUUUCAAUAUAAACCAAGGAUGGGAAGGUGAGAAAAUAGGAAUUUUCUGAGGUGUUUUUAACACAGACAAUGACAGCCGACAUUUUCAAAGGCAAAUUGCGGUGACAAAACCAAAAGUUAUUCACUUCUCUACUCAAAGCACUGAAAAACACCAUAAAGAGAAAAACAUUUUAAACAUACAUCAGGUAAGCCUUUUAGCUCAAUUUUCUCAUGUUUCUGUUUGGAAAGAAACGGUUUUUAGCCAAAAUUAUUUUGCGCGCCAAUGUAGGCUGCUAUAAAAUGUCAGACACGCGUUCUCUUUUGAAGUCUGGCUCUGAAAAACAAUCGCUUUUUUUUAGUUUGAAAUAAGCUUUCAUUAGGACUAAUUGUGUAGAAAUGUUAUCUGUAUGCUCAAAUGAAAAAGAUAACCUAAUAGUCAGGUAUUCAACAUAGCUAUAAAAGGGUGAAAUAAGGACUUUCAUCUUUGGUUGUUUGUCAGACAUGAGAAACCACAUUAGUGCCAUUUUGUCGCGCGUGCUAUUUUAUAAAAUAAACACCUCAAAACCAUAAACUUUUAGUUCAGAAAAUUACAAAGUUUCCCAUAGACAUUAUUAAAAAUGUUCUAGUGAAACGAUUUCAUGAUAAAUAAGCGAGCAAUGGGCCCGAAAGGACGGCUAAAUUAUGUUUUUGUUGGGACUUCAGUUUCAUGGCUUCCCGCAAAGGAAGCCAUUUCAGAGAGAAGCGACAACAACGGCAAACAACCGUCGCGACCAAAUUUUGAUAACUUUUCCUUCUGAUUCAACAUGUAGUUACUAGAAAAUGAGGUUGGAUCAACAUUACUAUCUGCCUUAUCGAUUUAAAGUUUUAUGGGGAUAUAAAACCCAAUACAAAAAGCAUUUUAAAAGCUUUAGAACUCAAGUGCGGACUUUUUGAGAAUUCGCACGCGGCAAGCAAGCGCAUUAAUUCAAUACACUUAUUUCAAACCACAAUAUGUCUGAAACGAGUUGUCAUUUUAAGACUAAAUUGAUGAAAAUAGAUAUAACAGUGAUUUUGGAGUACCCUACUUACUUAGUGUAAUUUAAUACUCGAAGUAUUCUUGCCAAAUAGGGCACGUACGCACACAGUAAUUUAAUCUGGUGUCGUUUGAAACAUACUUUAGCUAAAAUAACAACUUGAACAAGAAGACCAACAAUGGGGUUACGAAAACAGUCGAAAUUGUGCCCAAAUUUGCAUAAACAGUUCGUCUAAAAAGAUAACUUUAAACUAGAUUCAACCAACAUUAAUGCAGUCGAAUUUUGUGAGUGUUUGAUCGCAUAUUUCUACUCAAAAAUACCCUUUAAAAAUCGUAUCUGCUCACUUGUGUUCCGUGUUCAUCUUUCUUGUGAUUUCCGACUUCUAUUUUUAAUAAAGUUUGGAGAAAUCCUCAUCUUUUUGGCUGAAAAUCUCGCGCAUGGUUCACAGAAAAACUUGGCCCCAAAACGUCAAUACAUUCGCUUUCCUUUCAUGCCAAAUUUUCGUUGUAGUUGAUUCAGAAACCUCUUCUUUUCUUGCUUUUAAAACUUGCUGUAAAAUCUUUCUUUGUAACAGAGUCGCCAUUAUUCAUUAUUUUUGGAAAACUAAGAUUUUAAACUUGAAAAACUUUGCGAGUUUCUGACCGAUCUUCUUGCAUGAUACACCGUUGAAAAGCUCGAAUUUCACGUUCUAUUUUCGUAUCCGUUGCUAGGCAACCCGAUAAACACGUGCUCAAAUAUCAUGCCCGCAAGUUAAGGUGUCAUGCCAGGGCGCAUUCGGGCCCAUUGUCUGUUACCCACUUGUCAAUCUCAGGGCGCAUUGGGCGUUAAUGAGUUAACAAGAUGUGGGCAGAUAGGCUUGUUAAACCAUUGACCACCAGUGCUCUACCACUGACGAGUCAAAUCGUCUGGCGUUAGACAGAGUAAAUACUAAAGUAGGGUGCAUGCCCCAAUGAUGCCUGGAAUUUAAACAAGAACACCCAACUAGUCCAAGGCCUUCUUUCACUUCUGCAAUACUUUGAAGGCAAGGCCUCACACCUGUUCUCAGGCUAUUAACAAUGGGGGGGAGGCCUAGCACAAUUUGCAAAUUUGCCCUGAUUUAAACCAUUUUUGCCCGUCUGGUUUACACAAUAUAAUCGCUGUUUUUUGGAUAAUUUAUGGCUUUGGGAUGAAGAAUGAAAAUAUUUUGACUCAUAAAAGGAAAUACAUGCACUAAAAGUUCGAAAGUUUGCUUUCUGAAAUUCAUAAUUUACAUAUUUCGAAUUUUGCUAGGCCUUCCCCGGUGGGUAAACCCCCAACUGAGUCCACACAAGAAGGCCAGGGACUAAGCUGAAGAACACCCAUGCAGCACCACAUGCAAACUUAUGGUUCUGUAAUCUAGGAACCACAUUGGCCAUCAUGUUUUUGGCAACAAAGACAAACAUGCAUAUUACCAAAACCACAGUAAAACCCCUUUUAAAAAUUAGUUGCCAUAUUACAGUAUCCCUAUUCAAUGGUUUGUUGAUUUUCUGUUCAGAUGUUCAUUCUCAAUAAGCUUAAAAAGCGACUUGCCAACACAAGGCCUGCCAAAAGGCCACAAGGCAAAGUCCCUGCCAGAUCCAACAAACGGAAGCUUGAAUUACCAAAACGAAGUAAGUAACUGCAUACUUCUAUAUAUAUGCAGUGAAUCCCUUAGUAGCUAUGAAUUUGUAGAAACAGAGUCGUUUUUGCAUUGCAUAUUAAUAUGAGUAGGGGUACAGUAGAUACCUUCAUAGCUGUUUGCUAUAUAACUAAAGUGGUGGUUCUCCCAAGGUUAUUAGCAAGGUUCAGAUUUAACUUUCACUGCGACUACCGCUACCUUUAAGACAUCAUGAACCAAUCAGAUGCGUUUAUUCCACCCGAUUAACCAAUCAAAUACGUCUUUAGCCAGCGAAAGGUAGCGGUAGUGGAAGCCAAAUCUUAAUACCAUAAUAUUCCAUAUACUCCAAUAUACCAUACCAUAAUUGGUAUUUUGUACAUGGUUUAAAGGUUUAAGUGCUAUACUGGAAGUUGGGGAAAACGUCAAUAAAGACAAUAAUGCAGAUAUCAACUCUGAAGAUAUCAACAAUGAGCCUGAAAAUACAGCCUCAAACUCUGAUACAACAAUUGAUGAAAGACAUUAUGCCUCUCUAAACAAAGAGCAAAGAAAAAGUAAACCAAAUAAAGCAGUAGUAAAUAAAUAUUUGAACGUGAAAUUUGCAUCCAGGAAGGAAUGCCUGCAAGCAACAAGAAAAGAGGACAGACCAAGAUUCAUAAUUGACACCUACCCAUGCUUUAAAGAUCCUUCUGAGGUUUGUACUGUAGUGUCUAUCUGUACUUUUGCACAUGCCAUUAAUCAGAAGUUUCUUAUUUCUGCGGAAUGUGUUUUUUUUUAAACUCCGUGAGUUUUCAACUUUUUCCUUUCAAACUUGGUCAGAUAUUGGAAUUAGUCAAAAUUUAGGCCAAUUUAACACUCAAAAGGUGUUCUGUAACCUUAAUUUGCUCACUGCUUUGCUAUUUUAUAUUAUGUACAGUACAUGUAAGUCCUACGAUAUUGUCCCCUGCUUGGAUAGCAUAUACAAGGUGAUAGUACUUUAUUGGAUAGUGUUAAUAAUUUUUCAAAUAUUUGUUACUUUUUUGAGGUGUUGGAGGAGGUUAGACGUAGUUUGUCGCAGCCAGAGGAGGAAGAUGUUGGACAUUAUCUGAAGACAUCUGUUGAAAAUCUAAAGAUUAAACUAGAUCAUCUUAUAUACUAUGGGAUUUCAAAGAGUGCACUUUGCCCGCCAACGAAUAUUAGUGAUGGUAGAAUAGUGAAAGUACAGUUAGUAGCAGUUAGAAUUAGAUGUCUACCGAGAUAUGUUUAAUUUAAAGUUGUGAUUUAUACUGUAUCCUGUUUACAGUAUGUUCCAUACAGAUGGAUUGGAUAUCAUUGAUUAGUUUUAAGCUUUUGGUCUGCAAUCUCGGAUCAUGUUCAGUACAAAUAAUUGUUAUUGUUACAGUACAUGCAUGCAUGCAUGCAUAUGAGGGCUAUUUGCACACACGAAGAUCCGAGCUUACAGACCAACAGUUUUGAAAAAUUUCUGUUGCUAGUGGUCUAAAAUCUAAUUAUGUUUUCUAAUAUUUUUCUUUCAGAUGGCAAAGGUGAUUCAUUUAAUGAAAGGGUUGAACAACGUCUUCAAGCCAAAAGGAAAACAGUCAACCAAGCAAUUGAAAGCUGAAGAAAUAUUCCAUGUUAUUGAGGUGGGUGUUGCCCUCUGAUCAGGCUGGAAAAUGUCGAGCAGCGCUGCUGCCAGGAAAUUUUUAACAAAAGGGUAAAUUAUCAUGGCGAACAACAUGGCAUACAUGCCAAGAUCCAAAUCUGCAAUGAAAUUCCUGAAAAUGACCAUGCCUAGAUAACUCCUGAUCAAUCAAAACUACAAACUUUCUUGAGUACCCAUAUUUGUUUAGAAUGGUUACUUUUACGGGUGGUAAUUGGAGAGUGUAUUGUGUCUUUUUAUUAGAAAAUGACCAUGCAUCAUCCCCAGUGAAAUGCUAUGUUUUCUUUACUAUUUCCUGAAACUUUCACCAUAGGAUGAGUGUGCAUGGUCUUUUCUUGUAAAAUAUUAUAACUAGACACAUUUCACCCUCCAUGUCGGCUGUGCCAUUUCUAGGCAUUGUCAUUUUCAGAACUUUCACCCCGGAAUCUGGUUUCAAAACAUAUGCAAUGUUGUUUGCCCUGAUAAUUUUAUCCUAAAACAUUUGAGAUUACUUGUCUUAAAUGAAACGCAUAUACGAACUCCUAUAGCUGGGUUUCAAUCAUGUGAGUCACUGACACUUUAGCACUUGGUAGUCGAUCGAGUUCAUUGUUCAUUAUAUGUAUUCGCCUUGUGUUUAGUAGCAAAUGCUGAAAAUUUAACAAAAUUUGCUCGCUUUCACAAGGCAUAAAGCGACAAUAUGUGCAAAGUUGACCACCAUGUGUUUCCCUAUGAAAAAGGCCUAGUGAAACCCACCUACACAGGUCCUGGACUAGAAUGGCAACAAUGUUCAUCUUACUUUCUUUAUUGCAUUUGUUUGAGUAUCAAAGGGGACAUUAUGGUAAACGUGAAAAAUUGUGAUCAUUUACUUUGUUGCAUCAUGGUACAUUUGGCUUACAUUAAUUCUAUUUGUAUCACUGUAGGGCGAUGAAGGACAUUGUGACUGGCAACGAAAGCGAUCAUCUUAUAUACCAGGGCUUGCUGUGUCAUCAAAUGGAGCAGCAUUACUGCUUGGGAGAGAUAUCUUCAUAAUCUUCAGUGCAGAUGAAAUGGUUGAAGCUGUCAUUACACUUAUAGCCAGCUUCUACCUCAUGGAUCUCGAUUAUCCUUCAGGAUUGCUAGUUGGAUUAUCUAUCAUGCAAUGA